This is a messenger RNA of Phanerochaete carnosa HHB-10118-sp, 1166 nucleotides long. RefSeq lists its product as uncharacterized. The record is from RefSeq and is a predicted model, not a curated record. NCBI's taxonomy places the organism in Eukaryota, Fungi, Basidiomycota, Agaricomycetes, Polyporales, Phanerochaetaceae. The transcript has 3 exons. Bases 244 to 1161 code for a protein of 305 amino acids.
UAAAGAGCCACCACAAGCCUCGUCAAGAACAUCACCAAUCCGCUUCUAUUAGGACCUUGGAUUUGCGGAGGCCUGCAUCAGUGUGUUUAUAUGGCGACUUACGAGCUCCUCCCAGAAUAUGGCAAGUGAUACAACGUACCAAAACAGACCGACUAUCGAAAAAAAACCUAACCAGCCGGCUGACUGAGCCGUUUGUAUUGCAAUAAUGGAUUGCGCCAAGGUUGUAAUAGUACCGCUCCUCCGAUGAAUUUGUUUGUCAAGAUGUACUUCAACUUGCCUAUUUUUCUCUACGCUCUGGUCGCCUCAUUACCCACAGUACUCUGCGGCGACAUUACCGCCGGCGGCGUCUGCUCGACAAAUAGCACCCACAUCGACUCGUCUACGCACAAGCUUGUCACUGAAUGCGACGAUAAGACAUUCUGUUCUACCUCCACUGCCUUCUUGAACGGAAAUAAUGGCGUAUGUCGACCGCGGCAGUGCCGACGCGACGAGUUCCCGUUUGGCUAUGGUGUCAGCGACCCCUUGCCGCCACUGUGCGACCAUGGCUCGUUCUGCCCCGACGACGGGAGCGGAUGUCAAGGUGUGCGGAGUGUAGGCGAUUCGUGCGAGAUGAACCGCGACGAGCAAUGUGCGCCACCCAAGGAAGAUGUCACGCUCGCGAGCAACCAAAACUUCUAUGGUGCGGUUUGCUUGAACUCGCUCUGCAUGUACGUAAUAUUUUCCUGCGCCGCCGGAUGCGAGGCUGACAGCCGGCGUAGGUGGGCCAACGUGACUCUCGGCCAAGGAUGCAUCGUCGAUGAUACGACGUACGUUGAUGUCGGGUCUGAUGGCCAACAGUCUGGGAAUCGUAUCGUGAGGCACAACUGUCGCACACCCCAACUCUACUGCGAUACUACUGCGUUGCAGUGUUUUUCAACGAAAUUGCUAGGCUCAGAUUGUACGAUGGACCAAGAAUGUCGUUCGUACAAUUGCGUUGCAAGCACUUGUAUCGAUCCGCCGGGCAUUCCACGCGAAGUAAAAUCUUGGCAAUACGCCGUUACAAUUGUCGUGGUUGUUGUUUCCAUGGCUGUGACGGCGACGAUGCUUGUCAUGAUUCACCAGCGAUUGCGAUUACGACAACAUCGGGAGCUUCGGGAGUAUUACUACGAGCAGCUUAGGUAAAUCCU